AUGGCAGAGCCUCCUGUGACAGACCACCAGGAAGAGCAAGACCAUCAAGAGCAGCAGCAGCAAACCCCAGCAACUGAGCCUCUUGGUUCGACUGACUCGACUGCUUCCUCUACAGUGGCUGUUGCAUCCACCGCAACCAGCAAAAACGAUGUAGAGUCCACGGCAGUGGGAACCACACCCAAGGAAGAAACAGCAGUUAAGAAUGAAGGCAAGAAGUCAAAGUGCAAAAAUCGCAAACAUCGCCUGACUACAAAAAAAGCGGCCAGUAAGAAAAGCAAGAAUAAGAAGAAACAUACGAAGGUCAAGGUCGAGCCUACGUCUGACGAUGAGGAAUCAACAUCGUCGUCGUCGUCGUCGUCGUCGUCAUCUUCUGACGAAGAGUCAGCAAGUCCAACUGACUCUGAAGACUCCGAAUCCACAGACUCUGAGUCAGAAUCUGGCAACAGUGAGAGUGAGAAGGACAGACACAGACGGAGGCGCAAACUAAAAAAGUCGAAGAAGUCAAAGAAGAAGAGACGCCACCGCAGCAUCAAAGAGGAAGAGUCGUCUGAUUCAGAAACCACCACAAGCGACGACGACGAUCCACUAGCAGACCAGAAAGCCGUGAAACAGCAGCUCGCGAAGAUGGUGAAACAGAAACGCAAAGCGAAAAAGUUGGCCAAGAAAUAUCUGCCCGACGAAGAGGAUGAGGAAGAUGUACCUGACUCGAAAGAACUCAGAUUGCGUAAGCAGUUGGCUAAUCUUAAACUGUUGCAGGGAGGAUCUCGUCGUUCAAGGGGCAAAGAAAACAAGGGAGAAAGGGGUAAGAAGGGAAAAUCUAAACGGGCUUCCAAGGUGGCCUUUAAGCGGGUUGAUGAGCUCUGGGAUAGUACAAUUCAUAACUUCAAGCUCCGAGAGACCAUGGAUGACCCCGAUGCUGACGAGUUCGAUCAAUACAUUUUCACCGUGCGCCGUAAAUUCGACUGGGAGAACAAGUACAUGGACACAUGGGUGGAUAUCAAGAGCAAGCCUCUGAGGGAUGCCUUGGCCACCGUCAUGGAUGGUGUCAAAGGAGUAAGCUUAGUAGCCGAAACUCCAGUCGUUGACCCAAAUAUGCUCUUCCUGUAUUUGGAAGAAACUCGUUCUCAUAUGAAGGAGCUGAAGAAGCUUGCCAAAACUGAGAAGAAGAAAAAGGCUCGGAAACUGGCUGCCACCAAAGUUGCCCAUCUCAAAAUCCUGCUCAAAUACCUCGACACUGACUAUGCCGAGACCAAGAAGACACUCUAUCCGCUGCUUGAGUCCAACAUGAUUACUUUUGAUCUCCUCUGGGCCUUGUUCAAACCUAACACUAUUGCGUACACCCCCACAUACGGCCAUACCGACGAGCCACGGGCCUUCAAAAUUGAAUAUGCCUCUAGAGAAUCGUCAUUCAUGAAAGGAACAUGGUAUGUGAUUGAGGGAAAAUAUCUUGAAUAUGAUGGGAAAUCAUUCGGCAUGGGUAGUAUGGCUGCAGAUGUCGAUUCUUUCAAAGGAGCCCGCAAGAUCACCAGUUUGGCGUGUUAUCCAUUGAAAUACCACCGUGAUGCGGAGAAUCUCAAAGCCAAGCUUAUCGAGCGUGGGAAGCAAUUUGUUGCUUUGCGUGGCAUGAACUACCGCUUCCACAAGGGCAUGGCAUUCUUCAAGAAAAAGCGGUCAGUUAUCAAAGUCAACAUCAACGGACGAGUCAUGAUAGACCCUGCUCUACACCGCCGCAUCAACCCCAACUACCCUAUCAGCACAGUCAGACCUAAAGAUCCUGACGUUUUCGAUUCGGACUCCGACGCAGAUAGCGAGGACUGCUGUUGCGGAGGGUCGUCGUCCGACGAGGAACACCAUGAUAUGAGCAACAACGACUCCGAGCCUCCGCGUCCCAAGUUCAAGAUAGUCCGGGACAAGAAAGGCAAAGCCCACGUGGUUGAGAUUGAAUAUGAUGAAAACGGUGUUGAAAUCACAAAUAAGGAAAACCUCGAUUCGGUUGACAAUGAUAACAACAACCAAGAUGGCAAGGCAUCAUCCCCAGAGCCAGAGUUCACCGAAGAAGAUCUCUUGGUCGCUAGCCCCGUGGUAUUUGGAUUUGCCUUCAGCGAGAAACUGUGGCUUGAAUUCAGCGUGUCUGGCGUGAAGGAAAUCGAGUGGAACGAGGGUGCAUUUGACUCUCUAGUAUUGCCAGAUAACCAGAAAUCCAUUGUGAAAGCGCUGGUGGAAUCCCACACGUUCAACGCCGCUCAAAACAUCGACGAUGUCAUCCAAGGCAAAGGCAAGGGCCUCGUGGCAGUUCUACACGGACCACCAGGAACAGGCAAGACCUUGACAGCCGAAGGAAUCGCCGAGCUCCUAAAACGACCUCUCUACAUGGUCAGUGCAGGUGAACUGGGGACAGACUCACGCAGUCUCGAAGGGGAGCUCAACAAAAUUCUCGACAUUGCACAUUCCUGGGGCGCCGUGUUACUCCUAGACGAAGCCGAUGUGUUCCUGGAAAAGCGAACGAUUCAGGAUAUCCACCGUAACGCACUCGUCAGCAUCUUCCUCCGUCUUCUCGAGUACUUCCAGGGAAUCCUAUUCCUGACCACGAACCGCGUGGAAACCUUCGACGACGCGUUCCAGUCUCGCAUCCACAUUGCGCUGCGCUACGGCGAUCUAACCACCAAGGCGAAACGGAGUAUCUGGAAGAUGUUUUUGGAGAAAGUCAAAUCGAUUGACGGUGUAGAAACGUCUACUUUCACCGACAAGGAUCUUGAUGUUCUUGCGCGUCACAACCUCAAUGGACGACAGAUCAAAAACUCCGUCCGCACCGCACAAGCACUAGCCGUCAACGAAAAGGCCGCCCUCUCCAUGUCACAUAUCAAGCGCGUCCUAGAAGUCGCCGAAACAUUCGAUCAGGAUCUGAGGGGUGGAACAGGAUAUUUGGAUGCAAUGAGAAGUUACACCUGA
Messenger RNA from Talaromyces atroroseus, 2949 nucleotides. RefSeq lists its product as hypothetical. Gene Ontology annotation, molecular function: ATP hydrolysis activity; ATP binding. The coding region runs from base 1 to 2949 and encodes 982 amino acids. The transcript is spliced from 3 exons. NCBI's taxonomy places the organism in Eukaryota, Fungi, Ascomycota, Eurotiomycetes, Eurotiales, Trichocomaceae. The record is from RefSeq and is a predicted model, not a curated record.